Molecule: messenger RNA, 3781 nt
Organism: Perognathus longimembris pacificus (Pacific pocket mouse)
Lineage: Eukaryota; Metazoa; Chordata; Mammalia; Rodentia; Heteromyidae
Product: zinc finger BED domain-containing protein 6-like
Exons: 2
Coding region: 225-3326 (1033 amino acids)
Cellular component (GO): nucleus
Molecular function (GO): protein dimerization activity
Source: RefSeq, a predicted model, not a curated record
AGGGGUGCUGGAGGAGCGCCAGUCGCCCCUCACCAAGGAGGUGGUCGCCUGGGGACUUUGGUCCUGGGGCUGGCCUCUCCCCACCUUGCUCAGCCUUACUGCUUCUCCCAUUUUCUCCUGUCUGGCCUUUCCCCUCAGGGCCCAGAGUUAAGUGACUGAGAGCUGUUCUUUUCAUCUUGCCUUGCAGCCCAGGUCCGUCUUCUCAUUCCCCCAAGUUUCCAAGCAUGUUGGAAGUGGAGAAAGUCCAAAAGACCCCCAAGAAACAGCCACCCUCAGAACCAGUUGGGCAGGAGCUCUUUGUGCAUGCCAACUCCCCUGCCACUCCAGCUUGUCCCUAUUCUGACAGCAACACCAAAGCUACCAACACUCCUUGUCGGCUUGGUCAGGCUGGCGGGGAGGGCCUGCCAGAUAUUGGGGUCAAACUUGAGCUUGUGGACUUAGAGGAAAAGGCUGAUGGUUUCCACAAGAGGAAAAUUAGACCCUUUGGCUCUCAAAAGAAGCACGAAAAGGACUUAACCCUGCAGAGGAGCAGCCCCUACCCCCGGCUUAGGGAGACAUUGAUCUCUUUUCCUGGCCUGAACCAAGUUUCCUUGGAGAAACAGGCAGAAAGUACCCUUGACUUGCCUGCUCGCAGUAGAAAGAGAAAAUCCCACUCUCUGAGCAGGCCUGGUCUUUACCCUGGCACCUCCUGUAUAAAGUGUCCAAACAGCCCUGGGCAGAGUAAGUCGAAAGGAGACUCUGGAACCCAUGGCCACAAACUGGUGCCUAGGCAGGAGUACCCUGCGAGAACCAUGCCCAGGCUGGAGGCCUGUGGAUGGAGAGAAGGAGAGAGGGCAGGAAAGAUCACCCUUGGCUGUGCCCCAUCCCCCUCAGCCAAGGGCCAGCCUGUUCCCCAGGCCCCCCAGGUGGUUAGGAGGGACAGAUCGGACAGGUUAGAGGUGAGCCAGUCCGGGGAGCAAGAGGAGACGAGGCAAGCUGACACCCUCACGAACCAUCUAGUCACAGACCUACAGCCCCUCAGGAAAUUGAAGAAAAAGCACUUGCUCCCUGGCAGGAGGGAGAAGGCAGGCACCCAAGCAGGAACUCAGGGCUUAGAUUCUACCCCACAUCCCCCAGGCCUUCCGCACACCAUGGAUCCCAAGCCCAACCUAGACAUCAGACAGUUCUUCACCAUUGACCUGAAGAAAGCCUGCCGUAUCCUCUGCGUCCUGUGUCAUAGCGGUGUCAAGCGGGGCAGAACUAUGGGGUGGUCCCGCGUCUCAGGCCUGGUCCGCCACUUGGCCAGUAAGCAUGGACUGGAGUGGGAAAGAAGGCCAGGCGCGGGGGCGAGAGGGCUGGAGCAGGCCCAGCUGAGGGCCUUGCCCAUCGGGUCCCCCCUAUGUGCUUCCAGGAAGCACUCAGACAUGGCGUCUUCAGAAGGCAGCGACAAGGAACCUGCUGCAGGUGACCCUGAGCGGCCGCCUCCACUCCCAGCCCCAUCACCCUCGCCUGCUUCCCCUGACGCAGUCAAAGACACCCCAGGUGGCUCCCAGCCUGGGCCCUGCACCCCAGCCUGGAACCACAGCAUCACAGAGCUGCUCUGUAGCCUGGCCCUGCCGUUCUCCUUCGUUUUCUCUCAGCCCUUCAAGAGGUUCCUGGCGCAGGUGGACCCUGGCUACCGCCUGCCCUCUCCAGGCUUCUUCUCCACCAAGGCUCUGCCCCUGCUCCGCGAAGCCGUGGGAGAGCAGCUGCUUCGGGAGAUGCAGUGGGCCGAGGGCGGCCACGUUCACUUCACCUUCUUCAUGUCAGCCCACGACUCAGCGGUCACCUACGUGGCCAUCGCUGCCCACUGGGUGUCGGCCUGGUCACCCAACGGGCCUGGGCCAUCGGGGGGCCAGAGGAGGCAGGCCGUGCUGUGGGCCCGGGGCCUGACCGGGGAGCGCGUCGGCGAGGAGCGGCAGCGGGAGCUGCUGGAGCAGAUCCGCCUGUGGCUGGGCCGCGGCGCUUUGAGGGCUGGCUUCCUGGUGUCCGGCGGCCGGCCCAGCCUGGAGCACCUGGUCAGGGCCGAGGGUUACAGCCACAUCCCUUGUUUCGCCCACUGCCUUGACUCCCUGGUGAACAACUUUCUGUGUCACCAUAAUAGUGUGCAGAUCAUCCUGGGAACAGCCAGGGCCAUCUUCAGCCAUUUCCAGGGCUCCCCCGAGGCGCGGCGGCUCCUUGCCCAGCUCCAGGAACAAUUCAGCCUCCCAUCCCAGCGGCCCUUUGAGGAGCUCUCGGACCACUGGGUCUCGGCGUACCAGCUGAUGGAGUGGGUCACGGAGCAGAAGCAGGCCCUGCAGGCGUACGCAGAGAAGCAGCAGUCGGGCAAAGCCAGCACCACCCUGUCUGCCAUGUUUUGGAGCCUGACGGACAGUCUGGUGAAGCUCCUGCAGCCCUUCCAGAUGGUGCUGUGUGAGGCCAGUGCGGCGCAGGCCUCCUUGAGCCAGGUGCUGCCGCAGCUGCGCUACCUCCACAUCUUCCUGGAGCAGGUUCGCAGGCACUUCACGCAGCAGGGCGGUGGGGAGGCGGCUGUGGCCCUGCGGCUGGCGGAGGGCCUGGCCCUGCAGCUCUCCACAGACCGCCAGCUCGACGAGCUCUUCCAUCGGGAGGAGUUUGUGCUGGCCACCCUGCUGGAUCCCCGCUUCAAGGGCAAGGUGGAGGCCAUCCUGCCCGCCGGGGCGGACAUCGACCACUGGAAGCAGGUCCUCGUGUACAAGGUGAAGGAGAUUAUGGUCUCUGAGGGUCCCCUGCCUGCCUUCAGCAGACUGACGAAUCCCAGGGGCACCCGUGGGGGCAGAAUAGCCAGGAGCCUUGGUGCGAGAGGGAGAGGCCACAGAGAGCCCGUGCAGGGAGCUGGUGACCCCAGCCCUUUCCUGCUGGUCCAGAAGGAGAAGAGCCUGCUGGAGCAGCUGGAAAGCGUGGGGCUGUUGGCUUCUGAGAGGAACGGGGCCUCCCUCCCCACCGAGAACCACCUGGCUAGUGUCAUCGUCCGGAAGUACCUGCGGGAGAACGAGACCAUCGGGGCCCAGCAGGACCCGCUGGCCUACUGGGAGAAGAAGCGCGAGGCCUGGCCCGCGCUGGCCCGCCUGGCCACCGUCUACCUGUCCUGCCCGCCCACGGGGGCCUUCUCGGAAAGGGUCCUGGCCGCCCUCAACAGCCCCACCAUCGCAGAAGCCAACCCGCCUCUCCAGGUGGAGACUGUCGAGCACCUCCUCUUCCUGAAGGCCAACCUGGAGAGCUUCCCCCACUACACUCCCCCACCCCUCAUUUCCAGCCCUGACCUUGCAGAGGGGGAGCAGACCCUAUAGCCUAGCCGCAUGGCCUCAUGGGCACUCAAAUGUGCACGCAAAUACCUCAGAGCUUGCAGGAGCACCCGGUCUGCCACCCUCAGAACCUUCCAGACCCUCAGCAGAUGGGGAAGAGGAGCAGAGAGCUGUGUCCUGCUGCUUAGUCUCUCACCUCUUUGGGGAGAAUGGUUCUUGAUAGAUUGCUACACUCAUUUUUGAGUGAGGUCAUUUUCCAUGCCCUUUCAUAGAUCCAUUUGUAUCUGUCAGUAUGCAGUGGGUUCAAGCAUGUGGUUUUAUAAAUCACAGCACUGUGUUGAAAUAUUACAGGCAUUCAGGGCCUUGAAUACCGCUUACACGGGUGGACACGCGGAUGCAGCCUGGGAUGGAGAAGGCUUGCUGUUGAAGUGGUGUUGGUUUAGCCCCAAGAGCACGCAUGAGCUGCUGCAGAAACCCUGGCUCCAGUAGCCGUCUCGGGA